This is a messenger RNA of Nematolebias whitei (Rio pearlfish), 2022 nucleotides long. RefSeq names its product cell adhesion molecule 3 (gene cadm3). Bases 270 to 1880 code for a protein of 536 amino acids. The transcript is spliced from 12 exons. Gene Ontology annotation, cellular component: presynaptic membrane. The record is from RefSeq and is a predicted model, not a curated record. Gene Ontology annotation, biological process: homophilic cell-cell adhesion. Lineage: Eukaryota; Metazoa; Chordata; Actinopteri; Cyprinodontiformes; Rivulidae.
UCUGUUUUUGCUGCAGUGAGCGGUAACCGUGGAGAGACAGCCCGCAAACACCAGGACGGACCCGAGGAGCGCGAGCAGCACAACCUGCACGAGUCCGAGGGAAAGUGGAUAAAAAGCAGACAGGAAGGAGCUGCGCGUCCGGGAGGGACUGAUCUUUACUGGAGACCAACCAAAACCCCACUCCCAAGGCGGGAUUUAACGGUGACACUCCAGAGCUCAUCUGCCCUCCUGAGCAUUCAGAGAGCCAGGCGGAUCCGUGCGCCCCCACCAUGGCCUUCCCAUCAGCCCCCUCUGCGCUAUGGAUCGUCAGCUUAUUGACUGUACUAUUCACAGCUGCGGUUCACAGCAACAUUGUCAACGACGACGACCCAUUGCAGCCGGUGACCUCAGAUGAAACGGUGUCUGUUGGGGACACAGUGACACUGACCUGCCGGGUGGCGGAGAGCGACAACUCCUCCCUGCAGUGGUCCAACACUGCACAACAGACUCUGUACUUUGGAGAGAAGAGAGCACUGAGAGAUAACCGCAUCCAGCUGUUCCGCUCAACGUCCACGGAGCUUUCCAUCAACAUUUCUGCAGUGCAGCUGUCUGACGAGGGCGAGUACACCUGCUCCAUCUUCACCAUGCCCGUCCGCACCGCCCGAGCGACUGUCACCGUGCUCGGUGUGCCUGGUAAACCUCAGAUUUCUGGGUUUGAAAACCCAGUGAGAGACGGAGAAACAGUCACCCUGACCUGCACCAGUACAGGCAGCAAGCCCCCCGCCAAGCUGCGCUGGUUCAAAGGAAGGGAGGAGGUGGAAGGGCGUCCAGAGGUGGUGGAGUCCGUUCCAGACGACCUCACAUACAACGUGAGCCGCCAGCUCACCCUGGAGGUGAGCUCCGGAGACGACAACAUCCCCAUCACCUGCGCAGUUGACCACCCCUCUCUGGCCCCGGGGGACAAGCGGAGCGAGCAGGCCCUGCGGGUGUUGUAUUCCCCCGAGGUUCAUAUCAGUCCGGACGAGAUGCUGCCGAUAGAGGGGCAGAAGUUUUCUCUUCGGUGUUUGGGCAAAGGCAACCCGGAACCUGCUGACUACUCCUGGGAGAGGAGGGAUGGAGAGCUCCCCCAGCUGUCCAAAGCCGACGGUGCCGUCCUGUCCUUUUUGAUGCUCAACAAAUCAGACAACGGGUUCUACGUGUGCCACGCUGACAAUGGCAUCGGGAAAGGCAUGGGGGAGUACAUGCUGCAGGUGCAAGAUCCUAUCGACCCAGACUCCUCAGACUUCACCUCCUCCCCUUCUCUUGAUUCUCCAACCUCCUCAUCUUUCCCUCCUUCAACCUUUCUUCUGUCCUCCUCCCCUCCUGACAUCUUCCAAGGCUCAGGGUCAGGACUCACUGACUACAUCCCCACCUCCUCCUCCCCCGACUCAAUCCCUCCAACAACUGUCUCCCCAACCACCAUAAGUUCCUCCUCCACCACCACCCUCUCCAACGCCCUCUUCCCUGACCUCCCCGAAUCCUCUGAUAUUCCUACUUCUUUCUCCCCACGCGUCCCCCCUUCACCUGCCACUCCUUCCCCAUCGUCCCUCACACCCUCAGUUUCCGUCCAGCUGAAUGGAGUUUACACUGUCACAGAUGAUGCACGCAACUUAACAGACACAACAGCGAUGUCGACAUCUUCGGGGGUGGACCACGCCGUGAUCGGAGGGGUGGUGGCGGUUAUCGUCUUCAUCCUGCUUUGCCUCCUCAUCGUCCUCGGCAGAUACCUCAUCAGACACAAAGGAACGUAUCUGACCCACGAGGCCAAGGGCUCGGAUGACGCCCCUGACGCCGACACAGCCAUCAUCAACGCAGAGGGAGGCCACUCUGGAGCAGAGGACAAGAAGGAGUACUUCAUCUAGCUGGAGGGCAGAGUGGUGGAGGAAAGGAAUGAGGAGGAAGUUUUAAAAGAUAUGGCUGAAGAAGAGAAGGAAGAAAACCUCCAUUUGUUUUCACGACGCUUCAGUUCCUCACUUUCCAGGGAGAGUCGAAGGGGGAAGGGAG